AUGGUAACACCAUUGAAUGAUAAUGCAUCCCACCGGCAACCGUUGAAUACUUUUGCGCCCCCGUCGAAAGGGCCGAUUUUCACGCCUGUGCAGAAGGACUGGUUGAAAGAUCAUAUACCACAGUAUAUGCAGUGGCCUCCUACCUCAGAUGAGACGAUCACAUUCGUACAGACCAUGCUUAUUGAUUUCGACCACAUGUGGCCUCUUCACCAGAAGUUGUGGCCCGGGUCGAAUGUUCACAUUUUGCUAACCGACAGCAUGCAUGCCAAAUUACGGCGAGAUGCUGAUUCUUCGAGGGAAUAUCAAGGGCCACAUGCUGUGGACAACGCGACUGAUCCGCCAUUUCCCAAAUCCAAGGAAGUCAUCCCAUCCUCCAUUUCUUGGACGUCCGACCCCGCCGGCCUAUGGAGUAUAAAUUCAGAACGUGAUACCAUGGUAUCUGUCCGACUGGACGGUCUCAUCAAUCUUCUCCAGUGUCUUUCCCUCGACGAUCAAAAGACACUAUCUCAGGCCUUAGACAUUGGCACGGACACGGGCACCGAUGGUGAUACAUCCAAUGCUUCGGCAAUGUUACAGAUAACUCAACCGCAAAUGGGCCUGGCCCUGCCGCUGUCCGCACCGAAGGCUUGGCUGCUCUUCCCGCUUGGCUCUGAUGACCCCCCUGCUACAAAAACCUUGACAGUCCCAGGGAAGCUGCCCAUUGAUGCAACCCCACCGCUCUAUUAUGUGACUCGAGGUCGCUACAUCGGCAUCUUUUCAGGCUGGGAUGCAACCGGUCCCAAAGUGCUCGGUGUCUCUCGAGCCAUCUACCACAAGGUGGAUUCCAUCGAGCAAGGGAUAAACAUCGUGAAGGGUGCAAUUGAUCGCGGUGAUGCUUCGCAGGCCUUGUAG
Suillus clintonianus is the source of this 891-nucleotide messenger RNA. RefSeq lists its product as uncharacterized. NCBI's taxonomy places the organism in Eukaryota, Fungi, Basidiomycota, Agaricomycetes, Boletales, Suillaceae. The transcript is spliced from 8 exons. The record is from RefSeq and is a predicted model, not a curated record. The coding region runs from base 1 to 891 and encodes 296 amino acids.